AUGAAGGAGUAUACCCGUGAAGAAGUGGCGACACAUUGCACGUUGGAAGACUGCUGGGUUAUCGUGGACGGGCAUAUCUACCACUUGGAUGUCGAGUUCAUUACAACACUACACCCCGGUGGGCAGAUUGUUUUAGAGUCAGCCGGCAAGGAUGGGUCUGUGAUGUUUCAUGACCAUCACAGUUUAGAGAGAGUGAAGCCCAUUCUGGAGGAGUAUCUCAUCGGUAAGCUGCGGGAGUACCACUCCUAG
Molecule: messenger RNA, 249 nt
Organism: Leishmania braziliensis MHOM/BR/75/M2904
Lineage: Eukaryota; Euglenozoa; Kinetoplastea; Trypanosomatida; Trypanosomatidae
Product: putative cytochrome b5 1
Exons: 1
Coding region: 1-249 (82 amino acids)
Cellular component (GO): intracellular membrane-bounded organelle; membrane
Molecular function (GO): heme binding
Source: RefSeq, a predicted model, not a curated record